This is a messenger RNA of Lactuca virosa, 1347 nucleotides long. NCBI's taxonomy places the organism in Eukaryota, Viridiplantae, Streptophyta, Magnoliopsida, Asterales, Asteraceae. The record is from the annotation of a GenBank genome assembly.
AUGAGAAGACACUUACGCAAGUGUUCUCCACAACCCUUAACCCAAUUAAGCCCUGAAGCCAUCCAAUUGUCCAACACCAAUGAAGAUAACGCUGAGCUGGCGAAUGAGGGUAGGGCAAAGAAGAAACUGAAGUAUGUUAUUGAGGACCUUCAUUUGAAAACAGAUAGGGAGUUAAUGGAGUUUAUUUGGAUGAAUAAGCGAAAUAUUGUACUCCUUGAGCAAAAGUUGCCUGAUAAGGCUAGAGCUAUAAAGCAAGCUAUUAAGUGCUAUGAAGAUGAAAUUAAUCACAGGGCAAAACCUCAGUCUCCUAAGGAGAAUAGUCCAGGUGUCACCAAUAUAGUGACAGUUAAAAUUGAAGUGGAUGAUCAUCUUGUUGCUCAAUAUGAGAAUUCUGGUGAAAACAUGACUACAGAGACACAUGCAGAUGUGAAUCAGAGAACGAGUCCACAUUUGGAAAAUGGUAACAUGCCAUCAAAAGUUGUAGCUGAUGAUCAAUCUGUUCCUGAAAAUAAGAUUUUUGAUGGGAAUAAAACUGAAGAAGAGCAUGAAGGAAAGCUUCAGAUUGUAGCUAUACAUGGAGAUGAGAAUCAGGCAUCCGAACAACAACACAACGAAUUAAUAAAAGUUUCAUCUGUGCUCUCUUUACUAACUUCACCAAAUAGUUAUUACAUUCCUCAAAACAACCCCCUCGAUGAAAAAACCGAACAAGCCAAACAAUCCCUCAUCCAACUCCUCAAAAAAGACUUCAGAACCCUAGUCGGAUCUCCCGAUGAACAAACCCUAAAAUCUUGCAUCAAAAUCUUAAUCAAAAACCUCGACAAGCUUCCAAAGUUCCAAGCCCGAGUCAUCGAAACUAUUAACACACAAUUCGAAUCCGCGUGCGAAAAUUGGUCCAAGUGGGAUAAAAGUAUCCAAGAAAGUAUCGCGUUUGAGAUGAAGGAAGGUGGUAAUCUUGAGGUUUUGCAAGAAUGGCAAGAGAAAGAUGUUGAAGUUGAAUCGAAGAUAUUGAAAGUGGAUGCGGAUAUUGAGAGGUUGAAAGCGGAGUUGCGGGAAAAGGACUUGACCCGAGAGGGUUUGGUCAAACGGAAGUUUGAAUUGUUUAAUGAAAGUAAGAUUUCGAUUGGUGAGGCGAAGAAGAUUCUUGAAGAGAUGGUUUCUCUGCAAGUGCGAAGUGAUGUUGCAGUUGAUAACAUGAAUGAUCUUAAUACCAAGUGGGAACGAAUUCGGGAAAAAUUUCUUGUUUAAAUGACUUUAAAGUUUGAAUUGGUUAUUUGUUUGUUAUUCUAGAGUUAUUGCUUGUUUAGUUUGUUAAAGCUGUUGAGAGCGUGUCUAGAAUUAAUUAUUUCG